CUGGGUGCACAUUUCCAGCGCAAGGUCAGUCUCUUUGCUGCUCCCCAGGGAGGCAAAGCUGCAGCCUCCGCGAUGUCUGCCUAGCCCUCGGCAGGAAUGAGAGCAGGAGCCAGAGGCGCAGCCCGAGCAGGAGGAGCCAGUCCCUUUGCUGAUGUGCAGGAGGAUAAAGAUCGGAUGUGCCACCUCACCAUGAAGCUCCUCCCCAGGACACAAGAGCUGUGGCUUUGCCUAGGCAUGGUCAUGGGGGUUGCCAUAGGAUUUACCUUCAUCUACACCUUCAGGACAGAGCAGAGCACGUCAGCGCCGGUGCGAAGACCCCACUACUAUCAUUCCCACCCAGUGGAGGACAAUGCGACUGCGGCCGAGCUGUACAACAAGGUGCGGAUCCUGUGCUGGGUCAUGACGGGACCCAGCAACCUGGAGACCAAGGCCCGGCACGUCCAGGCCACGUGGACGCGGCACUGCAACGUGGUGCUGUUCAUGAGCUCGGUGCGGGACGACGGCUUCCCCACCGUGGGGCUGGACGUCAAGGAAGGCCGGGACCAGCUGUACUGGAAAACCAUCCGGGCCUUCCAGUACGUCCACCGGCACCACCUGGAGCAGGCCGACUGGUUCCUCAAGGCGGACGACGACACCUUCGUGGUGCUGGACAACCUGCGCUGGCUGCUGGCCAACCACACGCCCGAGGAGCCCGUCUACUUCGGGAAGCGCUUCAAGCCCUUCGUCAAGCAGGGCUACAUGAGCGGCGGGGCCGGCUACGUCCUCAGCAAGGAGGCCCUGAGGCGCUUCGUGGAGGGCUUCAGGACCCAGGUGUGCACCCACACCAGCCCGGUGGAGGACCUGGCGCUGGGCCAGUGCAUGGAGAAGGUGGGGGUGCAGGCGGGGGACACCCGGGACACCAAGGGGCGGGAGACCUUCCACCCCUUCCCCCCAGAGAGGCACUUGAUGGAGAAUCUCCGGCUUGAUCACUAUUAUCCCACCUACUCCUUCUACCCCAUCCUGCUGGGUGCCCAGAGCUGCUCGGAUUUAUCCAUCUCCUUCCACUACGUCCGCCCGGAGGAGAUGUACAUGUUGGAAUACUUGAGCCGACACCUGCGCCCGCACGGCUACCGGCCCCGCUACCAGCCGGCUCUAACGGCCGGGAACCGCACGGAGCCCAGGGAGGGGUGACUGGCGGGGGCUCCGCGGAGGGACGCCAGCGAAGGGUGCGACACCCCAAGGGCCGGGGUUACACCGACGGUGCGUUAGAACCAGUGUGAGGUGCUCGGUGCCUGGAGCCCACGGUGCCAGGGGCCGUAUAAAGGCGACAGAGGGGAGGGAGGGGGUAUUUGGCGCUGGAGCGUGAGCUCAGAGCAGAGGAGGGGGGGGGCUCUCAGGCAGGGCACCUCAGUGGGUUUGGGAGGAGGGUGUUCUUGGGCACAACCCCUGAAGGAGUUUGGGGGGCCCCCCAGCUAAGGGGGGCAGAUCCUGUCUACAUAUAAGGUGGCCUAUCGUCAUUACAAACCUCCCUUCUCUUUAGCUACCUCCGGAUGAAAUGAGGGUUUGUCCUGGGGGGGGGAAAAGGCUCCGUUUCCCGUCAGUCCCCACCCUGUCCCUGCCGCUCUGCCCUUUGCUGCCGGGCGGCGAAUUCCCAGCUGCUCCCGCCAAGGCCAUAAGCGGCCGGGGGAGGCUCAGGACCUGGUGCCUGGUUCCAGCAGGGGGCAAGGCAGCGACCCAAGCCCUGCCCCCCCCUUUGGCAGCCUCAGAACCCCCCCCUGCACCCUUCCGAUUUUCCUUGCUCGUGCCACGCGGGGCUGCGGGUGGCUCCUGCUGCUCGGCCAUGGAGCCCUCGGCACGAAGAUCCGUCCCUGCCUCCCCCGGCUUCGCUGGGCCACUUUCCUGUGCGCAACAAAAACGCUGAUGCAGAGAGAGCUACAGGGGGCCUGUUCUCCCCCCAAACUCCCCUGCCUGA
This is a messenger RNA of Mauremys mutica (yellowpond turtle), 1951 nucleotides long. Its product is annotated as glycoprotein-N-acetylgalactosamine 3-beta-galactosyltransferase 1-B-like. Gene Ontology annotation, molecular function: N-acetylgalactosaminide beta-1,3-galactosyltransferase activity. Gene Ontology annotation, cellular component: membrane. The record is from RefSeq and is a predicted model, not a curated record. The transcript has 4 exons. Bases 97 to 1170 code for a protein of 357 amino acids. NCBI's taxonomy places the organism in Eukaryota, Metazoa, Chordata, Testudines, Geoemydidae.